AUGGCAUCCAGAGUAGGCCCCCGAAGCGCCUCGGACGCAACGCGCUUCACCUCGACCACCCCGCAUGCCGCCUCUAAGCACUCUCCCACAUCGUCGAAAGCAGCUGCGUCAAGUAGCCCGACUUCUACACCACAGAUCCCCGGACGGGUACCGGGCGAGAGCCCCGAGGAGCGUGUCCGACGUCUCCGCGCGGCCCACGAGGCGGCGCGCAAGGCUCAGACUUCCAACGUCGACCGUGUUAUCGGCAACAGUCGCCGCUUCUUCGAUGUUGCGCACAAGGCCACCGUCAUCGGCUUGGUCGGUUUCACGGCCAUUGCCGGUCUCGUCUCAGUCUACUCCGUCUACGACAUGGUGACAUACAAUAAGCAGCGCCGCGCAGACUUCAUCGAGGCGCAGCGCAAAAUGGAAGAGGACUCUCUCGCAUCCGCCCGUCUGGCCUUCAUCAACGGCACCGCAACCGACGCCCAGGUGACCCUCGUCGAGGAGGCCAACGCCCGCGCCCGCGAGACAGGCACCAAGCUCCCGCCCCUGCUGUCUGCCCCGACCGUCACUACGCAAGCCGAGAGGAUCUUCGGCAACGGCCAACACACCCCUUCCGCCAACGUCACAACACCAGACACGACCGCUCCCACAUUCCCCACGACCGCCGAGGCGGCGCCAGUCACCAAGAAGAGCGGCUGGUGGCCCUUCUCCUCCCGUUCCGACCCCUCCGAGUCCCUGUCCGAGGAAGACGAGCCUUCGGGCGUGCGCAACAGCGACCUCGUGCGCGCCGUCGAGUCGCGGAAAGAGCUUCUUCAGGACAAGGCCAAGGCCGCGUUCGAGCGUGAGAAGGAGAACCAGAGGCGCGGGGGCGUGCUGGACCAGGUUGGUCUGCCGCAGGAGGAGAAGAAGGCCGAGAAGAAGGGGUGGUGGUAA
This is a messenger RNA of Colletotrichum truncatum, 915 nucleotides long. RefSeq lists its product as uncharacterized. The record is from RefSeq and is a predicted model, not a curated record. Lineage: Eukaryota; Fungi; Ascomycota; Sordariomycetes; Glomerellales; Glomerellaceae.